AUGUCUGCUAGGAGCGUUAGAUUGUUUGUAUUUGCAAUCGCGAUCGCGAUGGCUUUUACCGCGGAAAACUCAACAACUCAAAAAGUCAAAUCUCAGUACACGAGAACGGCACUCCACGUGGCAAGAAGUUUAGAUCCCUCCGAUUCCGAAUUGCUACAAGUAAAAGCUAAAAAUGGAGAAAUCGCAACCCUCAUUGUUAAAAAACGAAAUGGUAGAAAUUCAUCGUCGCUCACGAGUAGCACCAGCGAAACGCCAUACGUACAAGUACCCGUGAAAUCUCGUCCAGUGCCUAAAAAACUUAAUUUAGUACCCGAUCCCGUUGAAAUACGAUCCGAUGCGAUAUUUGUCAAAGACGAUGUUCAACAAAAAAAAAAACCUAGACAUCUUACGGACGUAACAAUCGAAGAUGGCGUCCCGGUUAUCGAGGGGGUAAGAGAACCCGAUACACCAGAAGAUAAAAUACACACUUGGAGAAAUGCAAAAGUUAUUAACGGAGUCCUUGUACCAUAUAAGCAAUCAUUGAAUUCGGAAAUACCAUUGAAAAAUAUGGAAAAAAGAAAACCGGAAAAACAAGAAAUUUCGUUGUCGUCAUACUAUGAAACACGUGAAAAACCUUCCAUGUUUGGAGAAGAUGAUGCUGUUAAAAGUCAAUGGAAGGGUUUGGCCGAAUCCAUACCCAUUCAUCGUAAAAAACCGGAAGAAAAAUUAAAACCCAUUCCUCUCGUGUUCCCCGAUAAAAAUCAUGCCAAGAUCAUCGAAUUCAUAAAUAAAAUUAAUUUGAAAGAAAUUCAACAGAGAAGGAAAAACGGGAGAAGUAUAAAUUUCGGGGAUAACGACAAAGCGAGUAGGAGAAUGGAUGAAAAUGUUGAUGAAAAUGAAGAGCCCAUAUGGGUGAACACUCAUCCGCAAGAAAUCUGGACGAAAGAUGGAAAAAUCAACGUGGCCGAUCGAAGAAUGGACACUUCUCCUGAAUCCGACCCUGAUGAAAAUAAUAAAUUUAUACCUAUUGCACCGACUCAAGCACGCCUACUACAAUCUCACGGCAUUUCCAACUACCCAUCGUCUUCCAUCUAUUCCAAUCAACCCUCGAGAGUUUCGUUCGAAGAAGGAGUCAGAACUCCCGUUCUUCAAUACGCACAUCCAGAAUUAGGAGCUCAACCGGCCAAAGUGGAACGAGAUUUGGAAGAAAUAGAAUUAUCGAAAUCUAAAGACCCGUCACUGCCAUCCCUUAUUUAUUUUUCAAACGAUCCAUUUGCCGAUCGGAGUCCAUACGCGUACGAGCCGGGUUUAUCGGAAGUUUCGGAAGAUUCUUUAAGUUCAAGCACUGACAUAUCCAACAGCAUUGGAAUAACACAAGAUCGUGAAAGCAACAGACGACAAUCCGUUCGAAACAUCGAAUUCACAACUUCCGCUCCCGAAAGUUCAACCAUCAACACCGAUAAAAUUGACAUAACGGAAUCUCCAAACAGACUCAAAUCAGAUUAUUAUCGCGAUGCAUCUUACGGACCUGGAAACGACAAUUAUUUACAAACGUACCAACAUUAUUCCUAUCCUGGAAAAUAUUCAAUGUCGAAAGAAGAUUACUACAAGUGGAAAAUGGCGGGAAUGAGUUACGGAAACAAUCCGAACCCGAACAGUUAUUACAUAAGGAUUCCGGACAAUCGUCCUUUUUGGGAAAAAUUAAAGGAUAGCAUUAAAGAAACCGUACAGAGCGGAGUCGAAAGCAUGAAAGAAAUGACUCGACCCGUCAUGGAACCCAUUGUCGAAGCGACGCAAAGGAUAUCGGAAAAUCUUGGAAUUCCAGAAGCGACGGCUAAAAUAAGUAAUACGUUGGGUUUGAAUCAAGGUACGGGAAUGAGAACGGCUUUGCAAGAAAAAAUAGGUGCCGCCGCAUCGAGCAGUCCGGUUUUGCUUCCAGCAUUAGGUUUAGUAGGUGCAGGUGCCGCAUUAGGAUUAGGUGCAGUCGCAGUCGGAAGAUUACUCGACGUUAAUGUUAAUCUUCUUAAAAGAAGUGAAAACGGUGAUUAUGUACUUAACGCUUUGGAUGUCGGACAAGGGAAAUCAUUGCAAGAAACAACCAUUUACAAUAUUAAUAAUAAUAAUAAUAAUACUCAUGCAAGCGAAAACGCAAAUUUGAAAAACUACGAAAGACAUGACGAAAGCGGAAUCGAAGGAUUGGAAAAAUUUCAUUUCAAUACAAAAGACAACGUUGAUGAAAACAAAUCGAGGAGACGAUCCCUGACAAUGAGAAAAGAAGAACAAGAUGCCAACGAGGAAUACCUGAAGAAGUUACAGAGAAACGGUAACAACAUCCAAGACCUCGAAGAAUUCACUCAUAAGUUAAACAGUGUUAAAAAACCAAAUUCCUGGAAAAACAUACCGUGCGCACAAAAAAUUUUCUGCAAUUCAUUAACGAAAUUAUCGCCGGCGAAAAUUUCACAGGUCGAAAUGAAAAUUAUCACUCCAGAGUAA
Molecule: messenger RNA, 2472 nt
Organism: Pediculus humanus corporis (human body louse)
Lineage: Eukaryota; Metazoa; Arthropoda; Insecta; Psocodea; Pediculidae
Exons: 2
Coding region: 1-2472 (823 amino acids)
Source: RefSeq, a predicted model, not a curated record